AUGAAUACCUUAUUACUAUUAAAGUUAUUAUCAAUACUUGUCGUUUCAUCAAUAGCAAAGCAGAGGAUUCAAUGGAAUUCAUACGUUACUACAAGAAUCGUAAAACCAUUGAUUCGAGAAUUUUCGGAUCCCUGGACGAAAAAUCUCAUUCAAAAUCAAUUCUAUCAUUACAAAACUCAUUUUGGAAUAAUUAUUAAAGAAGGAUCGAAAAUAAGUUUGUCAGUGGAGGCAGCCUCGACAAUAGAAAACUUAUUUUUCUAUUGUCUUGCUGAUGCACCUGAUGGAUCAUUCAACAUAUUGGAUCUUGCUGGGAAAUCGAAUUUUAGUAAAUCCUAUACAGCAUACUAUGAUUGUGUGCCUAUGAUGUCAGUUUCUAACAAUGUUCCAGUAACGAUAAGAAUUAAAACUAGAGAAUGGUUACCAUUACCAAUGUUUGAUUCCAAUGAUGUUACACUUCAUUCUUCAGAAAAGGAUGAAUCUGAAUUUUACCAAAAAGUACAAGUUUACGGAUUCGUUGAAAAUUACUAUACACAAAUGUUGCUCUCAGUGCGAGACAUUGAAAAUUUAAAAUCAUCAUCUUCUAGUCUGUACGUUGGCUUACUGAAUCAAAUUGAGGUAGUUGAGUACUACGACUAUUUGACAACUAUCCAUACUUAUGAGAAGAAAGACAUUCUUUCUUCCCUAAAAUUCAUCGAUCGAACAUCUUUAUUUAUACGCUCAGAAAGAUGCAAUGAAUACAAUGUUCUUAAUUCAGCAACAUGUUCGAAUUUCAAUUUUCAUUGGAUAUCUGUUACUGAUAAUAUUGAAGCAUUUCUACAACCUGAAAGAGGAUCGAGUUGGAUCUUAUUGCAACAGUUUGCCCACUACUACAACAGGAAGGAAACGGAUGUUAGUUUUGGAGAAACGUACAAUUUGUGGAAUGAUAUGUUUGCAAUCAUGUAUCAACAAAGGUUCAGAAAACAAAAUAAUCGCGUUAAUACAGACUUGCCAUAUAAGUUAAACGAUAUUUUUAGUUAUCAAUAUGGAAAACUCUUCCCGCAGUGGAAUUAUGAAGAAAAGUUAAGUUUAUUUAUAAGUCUCUUUGGCUAUGAUGGAACUGACACGAAUUUAAGGGAAUUCCGAAUUCGACAUAUGCCUAACAAUCAGGUUGUAACUUCUUAUUUUCCGAGUAAUAUAGUACCUACUAUUCUGGAAAUAUUUUUUGAUCUGUACGAUAUAAAUUUAUUACCAUUUUUGAAGAAAGUGAUCAAUUUUGAUGAACACAGUUUAUUGAAUUACGAUUUUGAAUUACUACUUGCAACCGGAAAGAAUGUAAUGCCUGCCGUUGAUUCUCGUAUUAAGCCAACCGAUUUAAGUAUCAGAAGUGAGGAACGCGAUUUGAGAGAAAUUUCUCCUCUGAUGUUGAUGACAGAGAUGGAAAUUAAUUAUGUAAAAGUUGCAUUUAAAAUAAUAUCUCCAAUUGAUCUCACGAACUGUUGUCUGUAUUUAAAUAACAAAUGUCACACUAUUUAUUUUUGGAUGAUGCAUUUGGAAUUGCCGGCAGGUGUUUACUCUGUUUAUAUAGCAGAGAAGAAAGGUGAAAAUGUUUACGCUAGUGACAUAACAUAUCAUUCUAUAAAAAACUAUUCGUAUAUUAAGGUUGAUGUGAGAAAUAUUCCAGAGGAUAUAGCUUCGCCCUUGAUUCACUACUCUUUUGAUGUCUUAGAUGUUAAUGACAACGUAUUUAUAAACAUAUUUAUAAAAUACUCUGACAUGACGCUCAGAAUAAAAGAAUUGCAUAAUGAAAUCUCCGGUAAUUCGACAAACGAUGAUGAAUACUUUUCGAUAAACUUGAAGCGAAAUGAUUCGUCCAUUAUGAAAUACAGUUGCAGCCAUUAUUCACUGUACCAGACAUUUUCUCCAGUUUUGCAAGUCAUUAAAAUCAACGAUGAAAUUACUAUUUAUCACCAAGAUGCAGAUCGUUUAAAAUUAAAUUUAGAGUGGGAGGAUCAAGUAGCAGAGAAUAGUUAUACUUUUCUAGUUACAAAUGUCGGUUUGAAUCCAAUCAUUCCAGAAUCAAAAGUAAAAUCUGAGUCUGAUGUUAAAAAAGCUGUAAAUUAUUUUAAUAGGCCCACAACUGCAUUGCAAUAUGCUUUUGAUGCUCUAGGUUUUGGUGACGAACUCUUCUUGAUAAUUCUUAUCGACUACAUUGAUUCAACAAUAACUAUGAAACAAAUCAAACAUAACAUUCAUGGAGUUUUUUGGAAUGAACUUUAUUUUUCGAUAAGUUUAGAAAGAGAUGGUGAUGUUAUUUUUAAACAUGAAUUUUCAGGCGAUACGGAGAAGAAUAAAAGUCUGUUAAAUAAAGUUCACAAAUUCUCUCCGGGUGAUAAAAUUAAUUGCUACCACCGAGAACCAAGAAGACUGAAAUUCAAUUUACCCGAAUAUAAUAGCGUAGAAGAGAAGAAUUCAUUUGUUUUGACCACUGACGGUUUAUAUUCUUUAAGCAAAAAUUCAGUUUACGAUAUGAAGGAAAAUAAAAUUGCUUAUAAAGGCAUCACUGAGAACAAUAAAAGUCUUAUAGAUGAAGUUCACAAAUUCUUCUCGGGCGAUACAAUUUACUUCUAUCAUUCAGAACCAAGCAGACUGAAGCUGAAUUUACCUGGAUAUCAUAGUCUAGGAAACUCUAACUAUUUUCUUUUGAAAAAUGAUGGUUUAUACAAUAUCCAGAAUGAGACGAGUAAUAUUUUGGGUGAAAAAGCACAUACACCCGAACUGCAAUAUACUUUCGAUGCUUUAGGAUAUGGUGACCCACAAAUAUACACAUAA
Molecule: messenger RNA, 2808 nt
Organism: Leptopilina heterotoma
Lineage: Eukaryota; Metazoa; Arthropoda; Insecta; Hymenoptera; Figitidae
Exons: 4
Coding region: 1-2808 (935 amino acids)
Source: RefSeq, a predicted model, not a curated record